Anopheles coustani is the source of this 2858-nucleotide messenger RNA. RefSeq names its product ubiquitin-conjugating enzyme E2-17 kDa (gene Ubc6). Gene Ontology annotation, molecular function: ubiquitin conjugating enzyme activity. Gene Ontology annotation, biological process: proteasome-mediated ubiquitin-dependent protein catabolic process; DNA repair; protein polyubiquitination. The coding region runs from base 923 to 1378 and encodes 151 amino acids. Gene Ontology annotation, cellular component: HULC complex. The transcript has 3 exons. The record is from RefSeq and is a predicted model, not a curated record. NCBI's taxonomy places the organism in Eukaryota, Metazoa, Arthropoda, Insecta, Diptera, Culicidae.
UCCCCGACUCGCCAGAAAAGUGCGACUGGUACGGCAGUGAAAACCACUUUUAUUUUGCUAUUAUCAGUUCAGUGCGUAUCCGAUACGCGCAAAAUGUUGCAAACGUGUUGACUAGCGCACAGCAAUCCGCAGUUUUAUCGUUCUGGCUACUGCUUCCGUACAACCGCGAACAAAUUGUGAUAUUUAGCGUUUAGGGUGGAAGAAAAAAAGUUGGUGAAGCGCAGCUGUACGUACGGUGAAUCGCGCAAAGUAGGUGAUACGAAGAAGGCCUGCUGCAGGAGAAGUUUUUUUCGCACUAAGGAAGGCGAGUCGGGACAGGUCGCCUUCUACCCCGUUUGGCCAUUGACUCCUGUGUGGCGUGUGUCGGUCGAGUGUUAUUAUUUGAUACUUGCCCUGUUUAGCUACUGGUACGGCAAAUUGCCGUUCCUUUGUCGUGGGCGAAUUUUUCUCGUGUGUGUCGGUGCUCGUGGUUGUACGCGCCACAAAAGCUUACAUAAAACGGGAAAAUACGUAUUUUCGCAGUGAUCUCCAAGUCCGCUUCCGAGUGCAUCCGGGGGCAUACCUUAUCAGUUGCUUAGCUAAAACGAGUGAGAGUAGAAAAAAAAAGCAAAAUCCUAUUUCCCCACAAGAGAAACCGUGUGCUGCUGGACGACGUUUGGCUCGCCUAAAUAGGCAGGAAGUCGUCGCUUGCGAAGAAACCAGAGGCCCGUAACGAGCAAGCGAGACGGAUAGCGACUAUUCGAGAAGCAGCAAGCUCGGCAGCGAACCGGAAAGGAAACACCACACUCCCUGAAUCAGCCAACAGCUCGCAUCGGCAGCAGCCGGAGCAGCACCAACAAACAAUAUUUGCUGUAGAAAUAUAGCAAAAGGGAUACUAGCCCACCCCAGAGAAGUCGGUCGCACGUGAAAAACUUCCCAGAAAAUGUCCACGCCAGCUCGCAGACGUUUGAUGAGAGACUUCAAAAGGCUCCAGGAAGACCCGCCAACUGGUGUGUCCGGUGCACCGACGGACAACAAUAUUAUGAUCUGGAACGCUGUGAUUUUUGGCCCACACGACACACCGUUCGAGGACGGUACGUUUAAGCUCACAAUAGAAUUCACCGAGGAGUACCCAAACAAGCCACCGACGGUGCGGUUCGUCUCCAAAAUGUUCCAUCCGAACGUGUACGCCGACGGCGGCAUUUGUCUGGACAUUUUGCAAAACAGGUGGAGCCCCACGUACGACGUGUCGGCCAUUCUUACUUCGAUUCAGUCUUUACUAAGUGACCCUAAUCCAAACUCGCCUGCCAACUCGAUGGCGGCGCAGCUCUACAAGGAAAACCGUCGAGAGUAUGAGAAACGAGUGAAAGCCUGUGUCGAGCAGAGUUUUAUCGACUAGCCCCGUUCCCAUUGCUAUCUUUGUCCGUACCAUCUUCGGCACUGUCUUCGUCCCGCGUGCAGCGUCCUACCUGCGGUGACGCUUGCCGCACAGUGGUCUGCGUGUGCCCCAGUCGAGGACAUCGUUUUGCACAACAUAAACACCCAACUUAACCGUGAACCGCUGUUAUUUCUCGACCUAUUGGCAAAUCACAGCCGAGUCCAGCACCGUUCCUUUCCAUGGAGAUUAAAUGAGGGUGGCUGUCAUCCCGACCGGAAUCUGGUAACGUGCAGCCGCGCCAACACCAUCCUAGCACCACCUACGGCAAUAUCCGCCCACCAGCGGCUGUAGUAGUAGUAGUAGUAGCCAAACACACACACCCCCCCGUUGAAUGAGGUCUCCCUUUUUUCGCCUGUCCUGAAAUAAGUGUUGGCUCGCAAAUGGCCAUGGGCCAAGCGUCUCAAAGUCGCUACAUGAAUUCGCUUGAUGGUAGGAUAAAUUUCAAACUUAUUUCCAUCCAAAACCACAUCGAGUAUGUAUCUGUGUGUUAAUGUUUGUUAAGAAAAAAAUUGGGAAAAUAUGCUGGUACUACAAUCAGAAUUACUAUGCAUAAACGCAGUUACAUACAAUGCUUGCUUUCAUUAUUGUAAUUUAAAACUCCACAGUUUAUAAACUCUACAAAAAACAAUUUACACAAUCCUCGAAAUGGCUAGGAGAGGUCACUCGAGGGGCCGAGAAUAGACCUGCUACCACAGAAAAAUCACGAAACGGAAGCAAAAGGAAUAUUUAAUAACUCAUCAAUUUAAUCAAUAGUUUGAAGGGAAGUCGUAUAAUACUGGAACUAUUUGAACAGAAACACGCAAUAUUGUGAAGUGUUGCUGGUAGUGGAGAGAUGUUGGCGAGAGUGUCGCUUAGAAUUAUCAAGAAAUAAAUAAAUAUACACGAUUAUAAAACUAUCGGCGAUAGCUUCAACUCACUACAACCGUAAGCAACAACACUCAAUCAGCCAAAGUUUGGCUCAAAAAACUAAGUACGAAGAUUUCUUUAGGACACAAUUUAUGAAAAAAGGGUAGAUUGGUUCCACUUCGCAUAGGCAACUAGCAAUCAAACUGCUACGUGUUUCUUUUCAAACUAAUAUAUUCUUAUUAUCUUAUCCCGGUAAUGGAAACUUCUGUUUCGUAUCAUCUGUUUACGUUACAGCAGUGUUUUCUCCAUUUGCUCUCUUCGACGCCUUUCCGCUUUACUACAAAAUCAUUAGUUUAAUUGAAAAGUGUAGCGCGAGGUGAAACCAAUUUGUUCUUUUGUUUUGCAAUAAAUUCUAAAGAUAGUUACGUGAGACACAUUGGAAACAUGCAAUACACACAGUACAUCCUUUAUCUGGAAUCGAUGAGACCGUUGGCGUUGGAGAUCAAGAAAAAAAAAACAGUGCAAAAUGGAACAGGCGGUAACUGCAGGUUCGCGCAAAUUGAACGGAUUCGUUAUAGUCGCAGUGUUAUGGCUA